GAAAACCAACAUGGAGUUGAUCAGCCACAGCCGUGACUAAAAUCACCGAAAUUUGGAGCCUAGACUGCUUCGGACAAUACUCGACUCAAUUUUCCGUAUGAAAUGACAGACUAUGUCUGAGUCAUCAAGAAGUGCACCCUUCAAAGCAAGCUGGCUAUAUGGGCACGCUGACUUGAACAGCAGUACAAAAUCAUCCGGCGACAUGACAGACAUCACGGAUGAACGCGGGUUUACCGACAGAAAGGAUUCUUCACAACGGCUGAGCGUUACGUACGCAAAUCCACCCAGCGUCAUCGUGGAAGAAAAAGACACGAAGGAGGGCAGAGUUGGGUGUUAUGCUAUUUCUAAAGAGUAUAUGAACAAUACCACUGCACAUGGCAUACCUCGUGUUAUACAGUCAAAGUCGACAUGUGGUCGUAUCAUGUGGAGUCUGAUAUGUGUAUGUGCCCUGACGGCAUUUCUUGUACAGUCGUCGCUCUUGAUUAUACAGUAUCUAGAAUAUCAAGUCAAUAACAAGGUAAUAAAACAUACGUGGCUUCUUAAUUCACAAAUCAUUUAAUUAAAACUUGUAUGAAUAAUUAACAUCACCAUCGCAAGGAGCAUAUAGUUGGUAUUGCGAAAACACAUCAGUGGAG
Messenger RNA from Saccoglossus kowalevskii, 635 nucleotides. RefSeq lists its product as uncharacterized. Gene Ontology annotation, cellular component: membrane. Gene Ontology annotation, biological process: sodium ion transport. Gene Ontology annotation, molecular function: protein binding; sodium channel activity. The record is from RefSeq and is a predicted model, not a curated record. NCBI's taxonomy places the organism in Eukaryota, Metazoa, Hemichordata, Enteropneusta, Harrimaniidae.